AGCAAGAUAUAUACUUUGCUUUUAAAAUAUUUAACUUUUUAUUUAUAUAUAACUUUUUAAUGCUCAUCUUGAAUUUUCUAAGAUACUAAAGUCAUCCCUCUUAAACAGUUUUUUACUCCUUGAAACUAAAUGCAGUUCAGUUAUUUGAUUAGUUGAUGCUAGAAUUUGACCUGGAGCUUAUAUAAUUAGAAGAGACACUAGUUUUCCUCAUUUAAAAGCCUAGUUAGCAUAUGACAGUCUCCUUUCUGGGGAAGGCAAACCUCUACUGCUUCUUUUUAUAACCUUUAAGUUAAUUCAGAAUCCAGAUAAGCCUGGAUCCGAGGAUGAUAUAACCACAGCAAGCAACAUGGGAACCUCUAAAGAAAUCAGGAAAGCCUCACAAAACAUGGUAUGAUGUCUACUGGUGGAGAGAGGCCCCGAGGUCCAAGGAGGAGGGGAUGGCCUGAUCCAGGGACAAUGAAGAUGCAAUGUUGAAGAAUAAGCUGGAGGAGAGAAGAAACAGGCACCAUGGAAAAAACCAAAACAAAGCAAGGAGAGAAUGAACAUAAACCGAUGAAUAAUCCUUCCACACAGAUUUACCAGUUGCAGGCCCUAGCCUCUGAACUCAAAACUGGCUUCACAGAAGCAAUGCAAGAAUUGUCAAGAAUUCAACAUGGAGAAUAUGCUUUGGAAGAGAAGGUUAAGAGCUGCAGAUGUUCCAUGGAAGAAAAAGUUACUGAGAUGAAGAAUUCAUUAAACUAUUUCAAGGAAGAGCUGAGCAAUGCUAUGUCAAUGAUCCAGGCUAUCACUUCCAAACAAGAAGAAAUGCAACAGAAAAUUGAACAGCUUCAACAAGAAAAGCGAAGAGAAUCUCGAAAAGUGAAAGCCAAGAAAACUCAGAAAGAAGAACAUGGCUCACAGCCCGGACCUGCUCAAGCACAAGGAAGUCCUUUCCGUUCCAUCAACAUCCCUGAGCCUGUUCUUCCAAGUGAAGACUUUACAAACCUUCUGCCUUCUCAGGCCUAUGAAAAAGCCCAAGAGUCCAGAUCCAUGCAUGUAGGAGACAGUAAUGUGAAGGGAAUGAUGGGUCCUGGAAUGAACCCAACAACUCCAGAAGCAGAAGAAAACCUUAAGUCUUGCCUCUCGGCUGAUAUCCAACCCAAGGGCCAUAUCCCAUCUGGUGUGUGGAGGCAGCCUAAGGAUGGUAAAGAAUGGGGCGAGGAAUACGUCACGAAAGACCACCCAGAUAAACUCAAGGAAACUGUCCAGGGCAGACACAGCUCCUUGGAAAAUGUUUUAUGUGAAACCUCUUUAGCUGCUAAAAGACAGACUGUGGCUCUAGAACUGCUUGAAUCAGAAAGAAAAUAUGUCAUUAACAUCUCUCUGAUCCUGAAGAUCAAGGCAACAUUCCAGGGGUCAGAUGGAAAGAGGAAUUCCAAAGAGAGAAGCCUCUUCCCUGGCUCUUUACGGUACCUUGUCCAGCAGCACCUGGAUUUGCUUCAUGCUCUGCAGGAAAGGGUCUUGAAGUGGCCACGCCAAGGAGUCCUGGGAGAUUUAUUCCUUAAGUUAACAAAUGAUGAGAAUAAUUUUUUGGAUUAUUAUGUUGCUUACUUGAGGGACCUGCCUGAAUGCAUCUCUUUGGUUCAUGUGGUUGUUCUGAAGGAGGGUGAUGAAGAGAUUAAGUCUGACAUCUACACACUGUUUUUUCACAUAGUCCAGCGCAUCCCUGAAUAUCUGAUACAUCUGCAGAAUGUCCUGAAAUUCACAGAGCAGGAACACCCUGACUAUUACUUACUUCUGGUGUGUGUUCAGCGCCUGCGAGUAUUUAUCUCACACUACACCCUGCUAUUUCAAUGCAAUGAGGAUUUGCUUAUUCAGAAACGAAAGAAGCUCAAGAAGUCAUCCAUGGCGAAGCUGUACAAAGGGCUGGCUUCCCAGUGUGCAAAUGCCGGGCAAGAUUCUUCUCCCACUGCAGGCCCUGAGGUUGUCCGUGACAGUGGGAUCCACUCCGAGGAGAUGCUGCAACCCUACCCUUCUGCUCCCAGUUCUGGCCCUGCUGUCACGCAUUUGAUGCCCCCGGUGAAGAAAAGCCAACAACAGCAAAGCUUGAUGGAGAGCAUGCAGCCCGGGAAGCCCAGUGACUGGGAGAUGGAGGGCAGAAAGCACGAGAGGCCCGAGAGCCUCCUGGCGCCGGCGCAGUUCUGUACCGCUGAGCAGGACGUGAAGGCGCUCGCCGGGCCCCUGCAGGCCAUCCCGGAGAUGGACUUCGAGCCCUCGCCCGCGGAGCCGCUGGGCAACGUGGAGCGCUCCCUGCGCGCCCCGGCGGAGCUCCUGCCAGACGCCCGCGGCUACGUGCCCGCGGCCUACGAGGAGUUCGAGUACGGCGGCGAGAUCUUCGCGCUGCCCGCGCCGUACGACGAGGAGCCCUUCCAGGCCCCAGCCCUCUUCGAGAACUGCUCUCCCGCCUCUUCCGAGUCCAGCCUGGACAUCUGCUUCCUGCGGCCCGUCAGCUUCGCCAUGGAAGCCGAGCGGCCCGAGCAUCCGCUACAGCCCCUGCCCAAGAGCGCCACGUCGCCGGCGGGCAGCAGCGGCGCCUACAAGCUGGAGGCGGCGGCGCAGGCGCAGGCGCACGGCAAGGCCAAGCCGCUGAGCCGCUCGCUCAAGGAGUUCCCGCGCGCGCCGCCCGAGGGCGUGGCCCCGCGCCUCUACAGCACGCGCAGCAGCAGUGGCGGCCGCGCGCCGCUCAAGUCCGAGCGCGCCGCGCAGCCACACGGCCAGGCCGCCUCCGCCCGUGGCGCGCCCAGGACCUUCUUUCCCCAACAGAGGUCCCAAAGCGAAAAGCAGACCUAUUUGGAAGUAAGGAGGGAGAUGCAUUUAGAAGACGCCACCAGAUUCUGUCCAAAGGAAGAAAGAGAAAGCGAACAGACAUCUUUCAGCGAUCAAAACCCCAGACAAGACCAGAAAGGGGGCUUUCGAAGCUCCUUCCGCAAGCUCUUUAAAAAGAAGUCCAGUGGAUCAGAAUACAGGGAAAAAACUAAUGAGAAUCCCUCAAUGGAUCCUUCACCCACCAAACAAGAUUUCUUCAGAAACCGACUUGCUCUUGCAAAUGACCUUGACCAAGGAACAGCUGUGUAAAACAUACUUAAAGUUGUAUUGUCAAGUGGUAAGAUGAGGAUAAAAAGCUUGUAUAUAUCUGUGUAGGAGUCUAUAUAUAUAUUGAUGUAUAAAUCCCUGAGGAAAACUAAUAUAAAUACACAUGAAACUAAAUCAACAUACAAGACAUUGAAGAGAUGAAGAUUAGUCUAUGGUUGAGAGCUGGCCUUUUGAACCUCAACACUUGGGAAAAGGGAAACGAAGACUUUUCACAGCAUUACAGAAAAACACAAUAAAUUUGGAGGAAAAUAAACGUUUGUAAGAACAAAAACUUCCACCUUGAAGUCAUUCCCCCAGUAUAAUAUUGAGCAUGUUCCUAUUUAACAUGGAUGUGAAUUUUGUGCUUCCUAGGUAUUUAGCUUAUUAAUUCAUCCCAGUGUUCUUAGACUAAUAUACACAAUGUUAGGGGCCAGUUCUGUCUUGCCUAUGUCUUCCCGAACCCCCAAGGCAAUACAUAACAUUCUUUAGGCAAAGAGGUCAGUUCACAGAAUUGCAUUUUACAUGUUGGAAAUAUAAGUUGUGGAGAAUUUGUGUUUAAACCAUGACACAGAAGGUUCAAAGCUUAAAGACAUAUAGGUCUCCAAAUAGGAAAACAACCUUAAGAGUAGUAUUCCUCUUGUUCUAUGGUUAUGAAAAUCAGUUUCCUUUCUGGAAACUGGGAGGCCAGAGAAAUUAUUUUCCCUUUUGUGGGUUGUGCUGCAGAUGUUUUAUUGAGUACUCAGGAUUCAGAGGUCCAUUAGUGAUCCUGAGUGUCACACACUCAUGACCAGAUAGACUGGGAAAAAAGCACUGAUUUAGCCACAUCCUCUUUAAAAGACUUUCUUCAGUCUGUAAAGAAAAGUGGCAACAACAACAGUGGUUUAAUGGCUCACACACAGUGGUUGCUACAGACACUAAGUCAGAAUGAAAACUUAGGGCUGGCAAUGACCUUAUUCUGUUUUCCAGAAGUGAAUUGUAAAGAAACGAAGUUCUUAGAGCUCUGGCAGAGGAGUCAUUGCAAAGAAGCUUCUCUGGCUAGGGGGUAAUAAAUUUGCUCUAUUUCCGCAUAGGUAUGCCGAAGAGGGUCCACAUCCUUGACCUGCCCCAAAUGUCAGAAUCAUGAUAGAAAAAAUUAGGUUUAAACCAUUUGUCUCUACUUCUAGGCAGUUACCUAUAAUUAGGGACAUUGGUUACUAUUCAUUCAGCAUCUUGACACUCUAGCUGACUUUUCCAGAGAUUGUUCCUCUAGUUAUGGACCGUUUGAGAGAAUAGGAGAAAUUUCACUUCUAAAAAUUACAAGUUUUCUUCUCCUUGUCUGAUGACUAAUUAGGAACCCAUCUAUUAGUAUUUUGAACAGUAGGAGUCUGGAGCACUUCCAGGAUCACUGCCAACUUUUUGGAGUUUCCAAUCUUGAAACCAAGCUUUUCAUUUUCCUGAAACUAAUGAAGUCCUUUGAAAUUAGAUUUCUAUUGUCAGGUCAAAGAAGUUUUGGGGGCAGUGUUCAAAAACAGUGUGAAAUUGAAGUAGAUGUGAAAAGUGAAACAGAAGACACAAUCUCUUAAAAUUUCCUUCUCCUUUAUAUUGUUUAUCAUAAAAAUGAUCAAUUAUUAGGAUGGCUUCAAAAAUAUCAUACACCUCCCAAAUUUUCAUUUGAAUAACAUCAUUUGAGAAAUCUUGAUGCUACAUCUGUAGCACAACUCAAUUUAAUUAUAUUAAACUAGCCUAGAAAACUGGGAAUAAUUAAUGCUGCUCCUCUCUGGGUCUCUAUCACCUGACAUCUGGAUUUUUUUCUGGUAGUUUUCUAACUGCCCCCAUCAGUCCCACACAUCUUCAACGUAUGAAUAUCCCCAAAUAUUGCUUUGUGUGAAACUCAAAUUGUUCUUAUUUGUCUACUGUCA
Molecule: messenger RNA, 5009 nt
Organism: Sus scrofa (pig)
Lineage: Eukaryota; Metazoa; Chordata; Mammalia; Artiodactyla; Suidae
Gene: ARHGEF33
Product: Rho guanine nucleotide exchange factor 33
Molecular function (GO): guanyl-nucleotide exchange factor activity
Source: RefSeq, a predicted model, not a curated record